Messenger RNA from Rubroshorea leprosula, 470 nucleotides. Lineage: Eukaryota; Viridiplantae; Streptophyta; Magnoliopsida; Malvales; Dipterocarpaceae. The record is from the annotation of a GenBank genome assembly.
AGACUAAGUUGUUCCCUCUCCAUUACUCGUAAAAGUUGUCAUAUCUUCCUCUAUAUAAACCCAAGGAAGCAUGCAGAAGAUAGAACAAAAAGAAGAGACAACUCAAUCUAUAGAGAGGGCUUUAGGGAAUUUGGAAGAGGAAGCAAGAAUGGCAAGUCGGGCAGCUCACAGGAUGUUUGAUGGAAGCAUAACUGCGAAUGACACAGACAUCCAGUGGAGGCCAUACCGCCCCAACUUUGGCUGUGCACUACACAAAUUGAAAGGUGGCAGUUCCCAUGAUUGUUUCCAACCAAGGAACAUAGCUUUCCCAAAGAAACAAUGGCAAAGUGAUUGUUCCUUGUUGAUGGCAGCUUCCAAAUUCUCUUCUCAAUCUUCCUCUCAUCCUGAUGAUCUCGCAUUGCUCAGAAAGCAUAUAUAGAAGAAAUGGAUGAAGGUUUUGUGCAUAGAUUAGAUAAAUGUUUGACACAGCU